GUGCCCAGUCUCCCUUUAGGUACUCGUUACAAUGAACAAAUGAAAGUAGGGUAGGGUGCAGGCUUGGUUCAGCAACACAACUUUAACCUUGGUGCUAAUGUAAAGCUAAUAACGGAAGCUCAGUUUGCUGCUUGGUGUUUGGAACUGAACAAGUUUCUAGCAAACGAACAGAAUGUUCAACGUAAUGAAAUCAAGUUGUGUGAUGAAGCGAAGAUCAAGUGGGAAUUGGAAACUAUUAUUUAGCGAGGUGUUUUGCUGUAACUUGCGAGCUGAUCCAUUACUGAGCCCAAAGAAAAGUCUGAGUUAUGAAACUUUCACAUACAAUGCUGCAGCAGAAAAUGAAGACAAUGAAGUGGACCAGUAUGACGAUGAUAAAGAUACAACUGCACAAAAAAGUGGAAACGAAAAUGAAACAAAAUCAAUUGUAGAGCAACCGAAACCUGCGUUGGAGCUUGGUUUAUCACCCAGCCAACCCAACGCACCAGCAGUACUCGCACCCUCAGAUACAAAUGGUUCACUAUAUGAUGACUUAUCCAUCAAAGGAAAGCGUGAUUCAAAACUUGCAAGUCACUUCAAUUUGGCAGAAGCUACUUUCGCAUCUGAUUCUAAAAGCAGUGGAAUCUGUAGCUUGCUUUCAUCGGAACCAACUUCCAUGGACUUUACAGAAAGUUUAUCUCGAUCGAAAUCCACUGAGUCUGGCGUUCACUCUGGUGGGGAGAAUGAGGUGGAAGAAGAAGAUGUGAAAGUAACGGAAGCGUCUGUUGAGGCAUCCGAAAACACCCAGAAGGAAAUAGUUAUUUGCGAAGAUGAAGUUGAUAAAAUCGCAAAAGUUUUGGAAUCUGUUGACUUAAUUGGUGAAAACAUUGCUGCUACCACCAGUAUAUUAGCGCAUGCUAUUGACGUCGAUGAAUUGGAAUCAAAACUCUUUGAAUCGGCAAGCAUUGUAGCACCAAUAGUGUGCAAGCAAACCACCACAGAUGAGGAACUCCUUCAAGUCAUCUCGCAAUGCUCGUCACCACUAGAUGUCCUCGCAUGCGUCCACCUUCACUCAACAACACUAAGCCCGAUUUUAUCAGUGGCUUGCAUUCACCACAUCUAUCUGAAAACUUUGGCAAAAUAUCCACGCAACUCAACAGAGUAUAACAAGCUCUGUGGUGAAGUUCUAACAAACCGUGAUUUCCGUGACCUUGUGUUCAUUAUUGAGACAAACGUGAAGUUCAUGAACAACUUUGCCCUGCUUACUGCAGCAUCUGACUUGCUCUACCUGCGUUUAACACUAAAGCAAUCCACCAUACCAGUUCUGUUGUCGCAUAUUGAAUUUGAAAGCAUGGAUUUAGAUGAGCUUCGUUUGCUUGCAAGUUGCCUCCACACCCCCAACAUAUCAUUAAUCAACUCUGAAUACAUGUAUAAUGUAUCGGCAUCAGUUGCUAUGAGGUGUAUUGACCAAAUACAAGAUCUAUAUACACUCCUUAACAUCAUGAAGUGCUUUGGAAGAUAUUUCACAAACGCUGCAAAGCGCAAGUGUGAGGGAGGAGUGGCCGGUUUGUCCACCGAUCUUGAGAUGCUUCAUCCAGAUGGAAGAUCUAUGGCUGCUCAUAUGUUUGAUGCGUUCUAUCGUAUGGAGCACGCACCAGCGAGGCCAUUGCUACAGAAAGCAAGCGAUGCUAUUACAGAUGGGAAUAUACCAGUCCAACCACAGGAUAUAUCAGCUGUUCUUCGCUAUUGUGUGAAGUUUGGUUACACCAUACAUGGUCACAAGCUGCUGGAUGUUUUAAGCAAUGCUAUUUAUGAACGUCUGCCCUUUGAACAUGCUUCACAGUUCACAACUAAUGUGAAAUGGUUGACGGUGUUUUAUUAUUACAACCAAUCAAUGUUGGAAAGAUUUGUAGGAGCUGUUAAGAAGAAUAUGGCAAACUUAGACUUUGUUGCAUUGAGUGACAUACUGGAUUCAUUGGCACAGGUUUACUUUUUGCCCAAAAACGCAGAGGAAUUCUUUGAGCAACUUCACAUGGAGAUGUUACGUAAACUACCAACACUUAAGACAAGCCAUGUUCAUAAUGCUAACAGGAAGUUGCUGCUCACUGCUUUCCACUUCGCUGUGUUUGGAAGAUAUCCUGAAACUCUUAUUAAGCUAACAUUAGAGGAUAAGCAGUUCAUCAACAACAGAAGUGGUUCAAGAUUUUUCAUGAAAGAUCUUUGCAAAGCAGUUAGCAUUGAGCGACCUGACCUUUUGCCUUCUUCUAUUCCAUCUGAUUUGUUCAUGGAUGCCAAACCACCACAGAUAUAUGCUUUUGAGAAGGAUGUUCGUCACUUCCUUACAAACUUGGUUGGUGGAUAUCACAACUACAACUUAAUAUCCUCCCCUGUUCGUAACUUCCCAGUGUUCCUGCUACGUAUGAGGUUGGAUGGUGAGCUUCUACCAGCUACACGACAUCCAUCUUUCAUCCCACCGCACAUGCACCAGAUGAUCCAAAACGUGGCUGUGGUUCCCCUCCCAAGAUCUCGUUUCUGCAUUGAUUCUCGCCACGCCAUCGGCAAAACACGGCUAGUUCUUCGCUUGUUGCGCGCCCAAGGUGCUCGUGUGGUAGUGGUCCCUCACUUUGAGUGGGAUGGUCAGUCCAGCGCACGAAAGCUAAGUCUUCUACGCACCAAGAUCUUCAUGCAGCGAGCUGAUGACGUCGUCGAAUAGCAUGUUUCUCUAUUGUUCUAUCACUGUCCUAUCUGUUGUUACCUUCAUCUUAUGCCAGUUUAAAGUUGGUUUGGGCACUGGGGUGUAACUUUAGCCCUUAAUAGAAACUUGUAUGUUUAAAUUCCCAUUUUAACUCCGCCAAGAGUUGAGUUUUAGCUAAAAUCCAGAUUGCAAUGAUGCCUUUGAUAUCUGAAUUCACUUGUAGCUCCUGAUGAUCUGAUUCUAGAAAUCCGUUCCUGAACUACACCUACUUUACCUACCGUUUAGUAAUAACUAGGUUCUAUACCCCAGUUUCCCACCAUGUUAUUCUGGCCUUGUUUUUUGUUGUACUACUGCCAACUUCAAGUGCAAAUAUUGUACCUUCUCUAUGCUGCUAUACUUAUUCUCUAUUGUUCUACCGCAUCAGUGUUGUCCAUCCUGCACCCCCUGUGAUGUUUCUUUGUUAAAGAUAAAUGAUGUUCGUUGAA
Ciona intestinalis (vase tunicate) is the source of this 3156-nucleotide messenger RNA. The record is from RefSeq and is a predicted model, not a curated record. NCBI's taxonomy places the organism in Eukaryota, Metazoa, Chordata, Ascidiacea, Phlebobranchia, Cionidae.